AUGGAGGCGAGGCGGGGGAAGUCGGCGUUGGAGAAGCCCUUGGAUUUGAAGAAGUCGACGAUGGAGAUGAUUUUGGAGGUGGAAUCGGGAGAUGGGAGCUUGUGGAGUUGUGUGUUUGGGUGGACUACCCCUAUGGAUUUGAGGUACCGGAGAUGCUCGCGGCGGGUUGUGUCGAACUUGAUGUGGAUCGGCGGUGGUCCUGGUGGCGGCGAUGGGAGCCGCCGGCGGGAGGUGAAGGGUUUGGAGGAAGUGGAAGAAGAAGGCUGGAAGGAUAGAGAGUGGAGCAUUCUUGCGAAAAGCCUCAGAGCUCCAUUAAUGGAGGUUCUUAUGACUCCGGCGGGAACGCUGCACCAAUCUCCCUCCAGACUGCAUUUCCUCAAGCCUUGUCACAAUUUCGUCAACUCCACCUUCAAAUUCAAGCCUCAACACCUCUACACAUCCCGCAACCGCUCCAGAACCCAACUCCCUCCUCCGUUAACCUUAAUAAACUGCAAGCUGAAAUCCUCUGGAGAAGUCAUGAAGCAGAACGCUUCUAAGAAGAUUGAGCUGUGGAAUUCCGCUCCGCCGCUGUCCGAGGAGGCGGAGAAGAACGGCGGCAGCGGGAAGGAGGAGGAUCCCGUCAAGGCUGGGAGUGGAAGUAGUGCGGUGUCGCGGUCGGUGAAGAAGUUGUCGAGGAAGGUUUUGUCUCUGCUGUCUAAUUUGCCUCUGGCCAUCGGAGAAAUGUUCGUGAUUGCUGCGCUUAUGGCUCUUGGUACAGUGAUUGAUCAAGGUGAGACACCGGAGUACUAUUUCCAGAACUACCCGGAAGAGAGUCCUUCAUAUGGGUUCAUUACGUGGAGAUGGGUUCUCGCCCUUGGUUUUGAUCACAUAUGGAAAUUCAUGGACUCACCUGAGGCUGUUCGUAAGCAGGACUUCUCCGAAACAUUGCCCCAGGCGUCAGUUCAAGAUUUGGGUGUGAUCCUGAUGGGAUCUGGAUAUGAGGUUUUUCUUAAGGGGCCACGUCUAUAUGCAUUUAAGGGUCUCGUGGGUCGGUACACCCCAAUUGGAGUACACUUAGCCAUGCUGCUGAUAAUGGUGGGUGCAACUCUUAGCGCCACAGGAAGCUUUAGGGGAUCGGUUACAGUUCCACAAGGGUUGAAUUUUGUUGUAGGAGAUGUGCUGGGACCAAGUGGGUUUCUCUCCUUUCCCACUGAAGCUUUCAGCACUGAGGUUCACGUCAACAAGUUCUCCAUGGACUACUAUGAGAGUGGAGAGACUGACUGGAGCAUUUCAGCAUUGCAAGUAGUCAAAGAUGGGGAAGGACCUUUCAAUCUGCCAAUGGCGCCACUAAAAGUAAACGGGGAUAAGAAACUCUACGGGACAAUCUUACCAGUUGGGAGUAUUGAUGCUCCUAACGUCAAGGGAAUAUCAAUGCUUGCUCGUGAUCUACAGUCCAUUGUGUUGUAUGAUCAAGAAGGGAAAUUCGUUGGAGUUCGACGACCUAACUCCAAGCUUCCAAUUGAGAUUGAUGGGAUGAAAAUUAUUAUUGAAGAUGCAAUUGGAAGCAGCGGUCUUGAGCUUAAGACUGACCCUGGAGUUCCAGUAGUGUACAGCGGAUUCGGUGCUCUAAUGCUCACAACAUGCAUCAGCAUCUUAUCACAUGCACAGAUAUGGGCUUUACAAGAUGGAACGUCAUUGGUUAUUGGAGGCAAAAGCAACAGGGCGAAGGGUGAGUUCGAAGGGCAGAUUAACCGAAUGCUUGAUCAAGUACCAGAGCUGGUCGAGUCAUCAUCAUCGUCGGUCACUAAGCAAUCUAAAGACAUGGUCGCUGCAGCCUCCUUCACUGAUCCAAGUGCCAGACCCAGUUGAUCGCAUCCCGCUAGCUAGGGUCAGUGUCUAGUUCUUGGGGACCUUGAAUCGCAAGGAAAUGUGCAUGCAUGCAAGCAUGGUUCAUACUUCAUAGGGAGAGCUGUUAGAGGUUUUGAAAAGUUGUGCAGAGAGAGCCAUAAAGGGUCCUACAAAAUACUGGUUAUGGCAUAUACAAGCUUCCACCCGAGGAUUGAAGACGGCCUAAGACGAGUAUUUUUCUCUGUGUUUAUAUCAACUGUAAACCAAGAAUGGAAGGAAAUUGUUUGAAUGUAUAGUUAAAGAGGGCUAGAUUUCACCCAUUUUCCAGUACAUCAAAGAAAAGAGAAAAACAAAUGAACCCAGCUCCAACUGCCUUCCUUUCAUUCUUAUUAUACAGAGUGAUUACCCCCAAGCUCGUAUCACUGAAGAUAUUCCCAGACUACUCCCUAAUCAAUAACCCUUGCCGUCGGAAUCUGAUGAUAAUGAAAUCAUGGGAAAAUCUUGCGCCUCCGUCGUGGAGUCUCUCGCUUCACAUAUACUUUCUCUGUCUCGUUUAGAGGUCGGCUGGAGCCAUCUGGUAAACUUACAAACUUCCAGCCACCGCCACCUCCACGCUUUCCUUGAGGGCCCAUUUUCUCCACCGUGAAGUUCCAGCCUUCAGAUGGGCGCCGCCUACUAUAUUUGUGGCAUUUAACCUUCCCAGCAAUUUUCAUUUUGUUGAAUUCCAUCCUCUGGACAAACUCUUGGUACAGCAUUUCAUCUUCUUUCAUGGAUAUCUCAUAGUGGACUUCAUCUGGAUCCCGAGUUGUACCAUCCCAACCCUCGGGCAUCACCUUGAAAUCAGGUUUGUAAGGAAGAGAUGCUACAUGAAACUCUCUGUCAUGGGAAUUGAAAAAUUCUGGGCAGGUAUCAAGCAAAAGUUCGACUGAGUCAUCGUGGAUACGACCACGCUUUCUCUCCUCUUCCUCCUCUUCCUUGAGCCAGAGAAUGGCAUGCACUCUCUGCCUCAUGAUUCUGUAGUCCUUGGCAAGCUUCUCAACAGUGUACACUUCAGGGUUCUCUUUGUGCAACCGAUACAUCUCUGCCUUCUCUGAAUCCUUAAGAUAAGAUCCUCUAGCACCAGGCUCCUCUACUUGCUUCAACAACCCACUUAUUUCGCGUAAUCUCUCCCCCCAUCCAUUAACAAAAGCCCUCCCUUUCUUGUUCUCUGCAUCCAGUUCGUUUAGCUUAUCAUCAAGAUCCUGCAACUCAAAUAUCUUCAACGACUGAGAAGCUGUGUUUUCCUUGCCAGUUGAACUUGCCAUCUUGCCAACCAUCUCCCCAUCAAAAUGAUCCUUGGUCAAUCCAGUUGACCAUGAUGAAACAGAGUCCCAUCCCAGAUCAUCAGACCCGGUCGAACCGAAGGACGAUCCACCUGCAGCAGAAUUUUCCCAAUCGUUCGUUCCCUGAUUUCCACCACCACCACCACUACCGCCCGACUGUGAAGAAAAGCCACGUGCCCUAAUGAAUUGACUUGCUUCAGCACCAAAUGCAGAUGUAGCACUUGUUUCCUUUAGAAAUCUCGAUGCAGGUGUACUACUGCACACCGUGGUUGAGGAUAACCGAGAUAUUACGCGGUGAAUAGUGUGCAUAUCUGCAGUAAACUACCCUGGAUGGAGCAAAUGAAAAUCUCAGCACCACAACAGAAGCUCAGAAGUAACC
Messenger RNA from Linum tenue, 3528 nucleotides. The record is from the annotation of a GenBank genome assembly. NCBI's taxonomy places the organism in Eukaryota, Viridiplantae, Streptophyta, Magnoliopsida, Malpighiales, Linaceae.